Messenger RNA from Annulohypoxylon truncatum, 1401 nucleotides. RefSeq lists its product as uncharacterized. Gene Ontology annotation, molecular function: zinc ion binding; DNA-binding transcription factor activity, RNA polymerase II-specific. Gene Ontology annotation, biological process: regulation of DNA-templated transcription. NCBI's taxonomy places the organism in Eukaryota, Fungi, Ascomycota, Sordariomycetes, Xylariales, Hypoxylaceae. The transcript has a single exon. The record is from RefSeq and is a predicted model, not a curated record. Bases 1 to 1401 code for a protein of 466 amino acids.
AUGUCGGGUCUCUACACAUACCCCUACCACUUCGACGACGACGAGGACAAAGCCCACUACCAAGCCAUGGCCAUGGGCACAUCAAAUCAAUAUCCUUGGGCUUACGACUCAAGAAAUGCCCCAACACUUCACAUGCCGGGUCCACAGGCCAACGAGACCGACAAAUUCAAGGCCAGCAUGUCUACUAUGCUCGAUAACGACCCAAAGAUGCACCAAUACGAGCCAAUUAAUGCAAUAUCCGGCUUCGAUUGGGACAUGUCCACCGAUGCAAGCAGCCAGUGGACUCAAUACUUCCACUCUACUGUGGACGACUCCCAGUGCCACCUCAACGAACUAGGGGAGUCAUCUGGCACAACUUCCGGAACCAAUUCAUCCCCUCCCGUCCCUGGGGAUGAAGAUCUAAACCUCUGGGGCGCCCCUGAGUCCCAAGAGAGCCAAGCCGAGUUCGUCACACAAGCGAACGAGAACUCGGGCUUCGACUUCAACCAGCCCCUCCCCAUUGACAACAAUGACUCGAGAGGCCUUUUCGGCUCUUCCGUGUAUCAAGGCGUGCUGGCUGAAGCCACCUCAUCGGCGCCCUUUCAACAAGGGGAGGGCCAAUUACGACAACCGGGGGCGGCCCAGCUCACGCUCCCACAGUUAACGAUGCCGCUAGAAGGGGCCCCAUUCCCUUCUAGCCAAACAAGCAACCAGUCCCAGGUGGCAACCGCGCCAUUGCCGGCACCUGGGCAAUAUCUCACAGCUCGCCCAUCCGAAGAACAGUACCCGACCCCAGAGUCGAUAUCUGAGGGUCACCAGGGGGCAGAGCCGCAGCCUCGGAGGAGGAAGCCGCGCGUCGUCGGCAAGAACUCGUGCGAGAGAUGCCGACGCUCGAAGGUCAGAUGCCUGCACACGCCGAGCAUGGAAAAGUGCAGGCGGUGCGAGGAAAAGGGCUUCCAGUGUGUCGUGAGCGGCGUCGACCACCGGACCAACAAGUCCGCCGGCGACGAACUGAACGAAGUCCUCAAGAAGAGCCACGCCUUGAUACAGGAAUCCGUCGCCCUUCUGUACCUCCUGAGCCACAGAGGGGCCAGAGACAACGAGAAGGAUCACUGGGAGGCUCGUCGUUUCUUCAGCAAAUCUUGGAACCCUACAAAGAUCCUCGAAUGCUGCGACAAGAGGCCUUCGGAGUACUUCCCAGUUGAAAACGUGCGCGAACUCAACAAGCACACGUUGCAGUUUGAGAAGUUGGAGGAGAGAAGGGCGGCGAUCAAGGAGGCGGACGAGUAUGGAAUAAGGGUCAUGAGGGCGCUCUACAACGUGUGCAUCCGCGUGGCGAGCAAGGAAAUAUCGGAGAGGGAUGUCGACCAGAUCUUGGGCGAUGCCAAGUAUGGCAGAUUUAGACACCAGGCCCUACAAUAG